Messenger RNA from Ectocarpus sp. CCAP 1310/34, 711 nucleotides. Lineage: Eukaryota; Phaeophyceae; Ectocarpales; Ectocarpaceae. The record is from the annotation of a GenBank genome assembly.
AUGGUGCGCCUCGUAGAGUUGAGGGCGGUGUUGGCCGUGCUUUCGUUGGCUUUUGCCGCGCUGCAUUAUCAACAGCAGCUUCUGGUCGCGUCGCUGCGACAAAUGCGCCGGGAGGAAGAAGAUGGGUGCGACGGAGAACCGCGACCCAAGCGCCGCCUUACGGUUCGGCCGAGAGCGGACUACGCUCUGCCUAGGGCAAGAGUGCUUGAGAAGGCCGACCUAUUGCAGGACCCGUCGACGAGAGAGGCAAAGCAGUUUCGGCGAAGGUUCCGCGUACCCUACCCUUUCUUCCUGUCUCUUGUAGACGAAGUGAAGGCGGGGAAGUGGCCUGUGUUCACGACGGACGAAUUCGAGCUUGGCGGGAGAGGCACCAGGCGCUGCAUCCCCGUGGAAAUAAAGGUUUUGGCAGUGCUGCGCAUACUGGGCAGAGGAAACUAUUUCGACGAUGUCUCGGAGGUCACCGGCAUGGGCGAGGCCACCGUGAACCACCUGUUCCACAAGUUCACGGAAAGAUUCGCGCGUGAGUUUUUUCCGGUAUGGGUGAGGAUGCCGAACGAAGUCGAGCUGAAGGAGAUCAUGAAAACCUAUGACGAGGUUGGAAUGACGGGCGCCAUGGGAUCGAUGGAUGGGACGCAUCUUUAGUGGACGGUGUGUCCUUAUUCGGAACGCUUGUCGCAGGUUGGCAAGGAAGGCUACGCUACCCUCGUGUAU